GCAGAGAGCCGAGUAGCAUUAGCAUCGCAUUCUGGCCACGAGCCAUUUUCGUUGUUGGUGUUUGUGUUGCACGUUGUGCCGACGUUUUUCGUGUGACAGCCGCGCGUUUUGCCGACGCGUUUUGAAUCGCCCAGUUGAAAAGAGUUUGGAGCUAAGACGCAGGGAUACAGCCAGGAUGUGCUGAGUGGCCAAAAGAAGAGACACCUAGACAUGCCGCAAAGAACUCCCAGUCCCGCUAAUUCGGAUGUUUCGGUGGGUUCCCCCAGUCCGCCGCCCCUGAGAUCGUUGAAUAUGAAACGAUUGCGGCUUUUGAGGAGUCCUGUUAGCCUGCAAAAUGACCGUCAAAAGUCAUCACCCGUCAAGGUCAAGAGCUUUUCCAUAGCCGAUAUCCUGGGGCGCGGGCAUGAAGAGGAUCGUGUGGAGAAGAAGCCGGAGAGAAAUGCAGUCCCCAAUGCUCCACCAGGAGUACCUGCUCCCCUGGUGCUGAUCAACGAGAGAUUGCAAAUGCCCGUGGUGCCGAACUGUCCGCCACCGGCUGCACUACAUACAUUUUUGUCGCCCGCUCUUCUCCACAGCUACGAGCAGCGACUGGCCUGGGACUACCAGCGCCAGCUGCAGGAGCACUUCCAGGCACAGGCGCAACUCCUCCGCCACAUGACCCUGAAUCCCGCGAUCAUCGCCUCCGAGGACGACAGCUCCGAGCGUUCCCAGCGAUCGAGCAGCAGCAAUGGGAGCACCGAGUGUUGCAGUCCUAGACAGGCGGAAAAACUGGAAAAACGAUCCCAAGGGGACAGCAAAGAGGUCCUACAGAAGUCGCCGGAGGAACAGCCAAAGGGAGUGAGCAAAUCAAGUGGGGACACUCCCUUGGACGCCCUCUUCCAGCUGUCCACCAAGAACUUUGACGAGGAGCAGGAUCCCGCAACGUUGAACAUAUUUGCCACGCGCUCCAAUCCCAAGAAGAAACGCAAGUCCCGCACCGCAUUCACCAACCAGCAGAUCUUCGAGCUGGAGAAGCGCUUCCUGUACCAAAAAUACCUAUCGCCAGCGGAUCGCGACGAAAUUGCCGGCGGCUUGGGCCUCUCCAAUGCACAGGUCAUCACUUGGUUCCAAAAUCGAAGAGCCAAACUUAAGCGUGACAUGGAGGAGCUGAAGAAGGACGUGCAGUGCGAGAAAAUACCCGACCAGUCAGCAGAUCCCAAUCGCUCGCACCACCACCAUCCACAUCACCACCAGCACCACCAGCCACACAUGCAGAGCAUAGGAUCGGAUAAGGAUCAGGAAAAGAGUCGGGAGAAGGACAAGGAUAAGGAUAAGGAGGAGCUGCGCAUGCUGAAACUCAUGACCCUGAUGCGCUAUUCAGAUGGCAAGUUGCUAUAUCAGCAACCACCGGCACCGUAUUUGACCAUUUCUCACAGACAAAACACUGAGUAGCCUAAGUUGUAAAAUAUUGAAAAUAACGCUUUUAUAUGCAUAUAUUUUGCCAAAAAAAACGCUUUGUUUGAAAGGAAAUGGCCAAGUUCUGUUGGUUUAAUUAAUCCAAGUAUUACACUUCCACUACACUUAUGUAUGAAAUGCACUGCGCAACCACCUAUAAAAUAAAACGUUUGAAAAUGUGUAUGAUAAA
Drosophila erecta is the source of this 1624-nucleotide messenger RNA. RefSeq names its product homeobox protein Nkx-3.1. NCBI's taxonomy places the organism in Eukaryota, Metazoa, Arthropoda, Insecta, Diptera, Drosophilidae. Gene Ontology annotation, biological process: regulation of DNA-templated transcription. Bases 211 to 1431 code for a protein of 406 amino acids. The transcript is spliced from 4 exons. The record is from RefSeq and is a predicted model, not a curated record. Gene Ontology annotation, molecular function: DNA binding; DNA-binding transcription factor activity, RNA polymerase II-specific.